UUGCUUGUGUCUUUUGCAUUUUACUUCAGCCACAACUUCUUGGGCUAUUGAAACUGUAGCAUUGAUUAUCCAAGCAAAAUAUGAAAAUGUAGUUACUUUUCAAAAUUUUGAGGUUUGACUUGUUGCUUCUUAGGCCAGUAAUUGGAACUCUUGAAGAGAUUAAUGUUUAGUAUAAAGAAUUGGCUUUUUAUCAUCUGAUUGUGUAAUUACCUCACAUAGCUUAUAUUGACUUUUUCUAGUUGCAUUAUUUGGUCAAUCAUCACCUUUGCCUUGGGCUGCUAAAACUUUGAUAUUUGAUUCACAGCUUUGUAAGCGAACAAAUUGAAACUCUUGAAGAGAUUGAUGUUGAGUAUAAAGAAUUGGCUUUAGAAUCCGGUAUACAAAAUUGGGGUCGUGUUCCCGCAUUAGGAUGUGAAGCAAUGUUUAGAUCAGAUCUCGCUGAUGCUGUAAUUGAGAGUCUUCCAUAUGUGGGAGCUAUGGCAGUUUCAAAUCUUGAAGCUAGACAGUCGUUAGUUCCCCUGGGCAGUGUGGAGGAGUUUUUGGCAACUUAUGAUUCGCAACAAAGGGAGCUCCCACCACCUGUGAUAGUUUGGGAAUGGGGUUGGACGAAAAGUGCUGAAACUUGGAAUGGCAGAGCAGCCAUGCUGGCAGUGCUUGUGCUGUUGCUACUCGAGGUCACAACCGGAUAGGGAUUUCUGCAUCAGUGGGGGAUAUUGCCCUUGUUCCACUAAAUCCGACACACUCGUAAUGAAGAUAAGUGUAAAUUUUGAUAUGAUAAGCAGCAA
Hibiscus syriacus is the source of this 785-nucleotide messenger RNA. Its product is annotated as ferrochelatase-2, chloroplastic-like. Lineage: Eukaryota; Viridiplantae; Streptophyta; Magnoliopsida; Malvales; Malvaceae. The transcript has 2 exons. The coding region runs from base 420 to 689 and encodes 89 amino acids. The record is from RefSeq and is a predicted model, not a curated record.